CCUCAUUAAUUUAGUAUUGUAUUCCAUUGUCAUCACCAUCAUCCAUCUUCAGACCAUCUCUUCUGCUCUCAAAAUAUAUAUGAGUUCGAAUUUUAUUUCCUUUUUUUUUCAGAAACUUCUGAUGUGUCUCAGAGUGCUGCAAAUGUAUCGACUAGACAGUUCGAUAGACUCCCAGAAGAAAUUUUAAAAAAAGUUGUAGCUAAUCUUGACCGCCAGAAUCCUGAACGAAGCAGGAGCGCAGAAGAACCAGAACCCGGCAUUUUUAAACGAUUCUUCAUGAAAAUAACGAGAAACAAGCCUACUAACAAAGAUGCACGCUUUGAACGUGUUGUUGAAAAUGUACCUAGUGAUGUAACAUGUAUAUGGGAUUAUGCAGGCCAAAUCUCAUAUUAUAUAACUCAUAGGUUUUUCUUGACAGAUGGAUCGUCAUAUGUCGUUGCUUUUAGUUUGUUUGAGCCUUUAAAUGAAUUGGCAAAAUCAAGAGGUCCACUAAAAGAUCUGUUUGAAAUGACUAAUCUCCAAAUGAUUAUUUUCUGGAUACGGUCAAUAUAUGAGCACGCUGUACUACAAUAUAAUGCAAUUACGAAAUUGAUAAAUGACACUAUAGCUUCACCCACAAUCAGUUUGGUUGGCACUCACAAAGACAAGUUAGAGGGAAGUGAGGAGAAUAAACAGAAUCAGAUUGAAGCAAUAUUCAAAAUAAUAUUUGAAGAAAUCAAAGGGAUGCCUUUCGAACUUCACGUUGACAGAACGAUGUAUGCUGUGGAUAAUACAUCAGCAAAUGACAAAGGGAUUGAAGAAUUAAAAAAAAAUCUCGGAGGUUACACAAAGCAAAUGGCAAAAAAAGUUCCCACAAAAUGGGUUGAUUUCCAGUCGAAAAUCCAAGAAGUCGGGAAAACAACACUGCACAUGUCCUUAGACGAGGUCAAUGAGAUUGCUGUCGAUUGUGGAAUUCCGAACGAAAACACCAUCCACAUUCUCAACUAUUUAAAUGAUUGCGGAAUCAUUAUGUAUUCGCCAACUAACAUGAAGUUGAAGAACACUGUGAUUACUAACGUCCACAUGUUGAUUGAAAUCUUCACGAAAGUAAUCACAACAGAAGAUCAGAGACCCGCAAUGAUGAAGUUAUGGCAUCUGCUUGAUAAAGGAAUUCUGAGUGAGACAUUGCUACGUCAUCUGUGGAAACAUGAGUUGGAGGAAGACGCUAGCAGCUUUGACAUUUUUGUCGAAUUGAUGAAGGUUUUUGGACUGCUCUUUGAGAAGCAAACGGUAAUUCAAUGCCUCUACUUAUCAUGUAUUAAACUACCUGGAGCAUCAACUGAAGACUGUUUAUGGUACAACAGAAGGGAUCGGCUACAAGUUACGCGUCUUGUGCAGCGUAUGUCAACCAACACAGCAACCUCAUCUGCAUGA
Messenger RNA from Anneissia japonica, 1413 nucleotides. Its product is annotated as probable serine/threonine-protein kinase roco4. The record is from RefSeq and is a predicted model, not a curated record. NCBI's taxonomy places the organism in Eukaryota, Metazoa, Echinodermata, Crinoidea, Comatulida, Comatulidae. The coding region runs from base 277 to 1413 and encodes 378 amino acids. The transcript has 7 exons.